AUGGCACUUUCCAGCAAAUUCCUGCUCUGGUUUUGCUGUUCUGCCUGGCUGUGCUUUUUCACUAGCCUGGGCUCUCAGGCUUCUAGGGGAGAAGCUCAGAUUGCAGCUAGUUCAGAGUUGGAAUCUGAGGCAGACCCUUGGCCCUUGCUGCUGCCUGGAGAUGGAACAGACAGAUCCAGCCUCCUGCCACCUCUCUUCAAGGUCCUGUCUGACAGGCGAGCUGAGGCCCCCAAGCUGCAGCCCGACUCCAGAGCUUUGUACUACAUGAAGAAGCUCUACAAGACGUAUGCCACCAAGGAGGGCAUUCCUAAACCCACCAGAAGUCACCUCUACAACACUGUUCGGCUCUUCAGCCCCUGCGGCCAGCACGAGCAGGCUCCAGGAGGCCACAUGACAGGAGCCCUCCCAGUCAUGGACCUGCUGUUUAACCUGGAUCGGGUGACCGCCAUGGAACACUUACUAAAGUCAGUCUUGUUGUACACUCUGAACAGCCCGGUUGCUUUUCCUUCUGCCGUUACCUGUGUGUGUGACCUGAUGAUAAAGGAGCCCCUGUCUUCUGGAAAGGGCCCCCCAAGAGCACCCUACUCAUUUACCUUGAAGAACCACAGAUGGAUUGAAAUCGACGUGACCUCCCUCCUUCAGCCUCUGGUGGUCUCCAGCGAGAGAAGCAUUCACAUGUCUGUCAAUUUUACAUGCACGAAAGACCAGGCCCCACAGGAUGGUGCUUUUAACAUGCCUCUGACAGUGUCUCCCUCGCUCAUCCUGUAUCUGAACGACACUAGUGCUCAGGCCUAUCAUAGCUGGCAUUCUCUUUAUCCUACCAGGAGGCCCUCACAGGGACCCGACCAAGACAGAAGCGUAGCCCAUCCUGUGGAAGAAGCCACAGAGGUUGAAAGAUCUGCCAGGCACCGGAGAGGGCAGGAAACCAUCAAUUUGGAAUCGAAGAAGCCUCUUACACCUUCCUUCAAUCUCAGCGAAUACUUCAAACAGUUUCUUUUUCCCCAAAAUGAGUGUGAACUCCAUGAUUUUAGACUCAGCUUUAGUCAGCUCAAAUGGGACAAUUGGAUCGUGGCCCCACACAGGUAUAACCCUCGUUACUGCAAAGGGGACUGUCCCAGGGCGGUCAGGCAUCGGUAUGGCUCUCCAGUGCACACCAUGGUCCAGAACAUCAUCUACGAGAAGCUAGACCCCUCGGUGCCAAGGCCUUCAUGUGUGCCCGGCAAAUACAGCCCCUUGAGUGUGCUGACCAUUGAGCCCGACGGCUCCAUUGCUUACAAAGAAUAUGAAGACAUGAUAGCUACUAGGUGCACCUGUCGUUAG
This is a messenger RNA of Nannospalax galili (Upper Galilee mountains blind mole rat), 1320 nucleotides long. RefSeq names its product growth differentiation factor 9 (gene Gdf9). The transcript has 2 exons. Lineage: Eukaryota; Metazoa; Chordata; Mammalia; Rodentia; Spalacidae. Bases 1 to 1320 code for a protein of 439 amino acids. Gene Ontology annotation, cellular component: extracellular region. Gene Ontology annotation, biological process: BMP signaling pathway; SMAD protein signal transduction. Gene Ontology annotation, molecular function: growth factor activity; cytokine activity. The record is from RefSeq and is a predicted model, not a curated record.